This is a messenger RNA of Phoenix dactylifera (date palm), 1242 nucleotides long. The record is from RefSeq and is a predicted model, not a curated record. NCBI's taxonomy places the organism in Eukaryota, Viridiplantae, Streptophyta, Magnoliopsida, Arecales, Arecaceae.
CCGUUCCCCUCCUCAUUCUGCAUCUCGAUCUCAAGCCCUAGCUCUUCUCCUCCUUCCUCCUCUCCUGCGACGAACUGCCCACCCUUGUCCUCUCUGGUGCCGAGCGACGUCCGACGGCAAGGUCUUCUCCUCCUCCCUCCUCUCCGACGACGAGCGGCCGACCCUUGUGCUCUCCCGGCGCCGAGCGACGUCCGACGGCAAGCUCCGCUCCUCCUUCCUCCUCUCCGGCAUUUUAUUGCAGGUGAGUUUUUUCCCCAACCCCCUCCCUGACUAGGCAAGGGCGAAGGGCUCCUUGCCUAGUUAGGAACUCUGUAACUCUAAUUUUUUGAAGAAUUGGAAUGGGGGGAAUAAUGGAUGAUCUGAGGAAGGAGAGAUCGGCAAAGAAGCGGCUGAAUUUGGAAGGGGAAGAAGAUAUCACGGAGAAGAAGAAAAAGAAGAAGGAGAAGAAGAACAAGUCUAGUGAGUUGGCUGGCCAGGAAGGGAGACUAGAAGAAACUAUUCGAGAGAAGAGAAGACUUGAGAAGGAGAGGAGGGCUAAUCUGGAGCAAAUUCAUGCUGAAUCUCAGAGACUGUUGCGCGAAACUAGAGAUGUUUCAUUUAAACCUGUGCCUCUUGUUCAGAAGCCGAUAUCAUCUGUUUUGGAGAAGAUCAGGCUAAGAAAGUUGGAAGUAUCAAAAAAACCUAGCAUUCUCUAUCAUUCUGAUUCUAUUGCUGAUACUGAUUGUUCUGCGGCUGAGAUGUCUCACGUCUCUGAUCUAUCUGGGUCUAAUAAUGGGAAGGAAAACAAUGAGACAUCAAAAAUGUUGUAUAGUUGCAGGAUGAUGCUGUCCAAGCUAAGGAUGGUGACAGCAGUGCAAGUUUUCUGAGCUGCCAUGAGAAUGUUACCUAUAGCAAGGUUAUCAAUUGUGUUGGUGGAUCUCAGUUUGUUUAUCCGCCUUAUGUCAGUUUGUUUUCCUAUUAGAAGACACUAAAUGGCAUGUUCAAAUCAAAUGGCUGUACUUCAUAUACGUGCUAGAAAUUUUUACUUCACGCUAUUGUGCUUUAUUUUAAUGUGCACAUCAUCCUCAGAUUUAUUGCUCUUUUGUAACAUUAAACAUCACUUUUAUUUUGAAGGUGAUAGGUGAAUUUAUCAUACUAAACAGGAGGUACCAUUGUUUAUAUUAUUUCCUGAUAAUAGUGUUAUGCAGUAGGAUGAGUUAAUAUAAUGGUCUAAAAUUUAAUAGAACCAGCUAGUGUAUGUAC